Vicugna pacos (alpaca) is the source of this 1780-nucleotide messenger RNA. The record is from RefSeq and is a predicted model, not a curated record. Lineage: Eukaryota; Metazoa; Chordata; Mammalia; Artiodactyla; Camelidae.
AUGGAAAAGGGGGAGAGGCGUAACACCAGCUCUCUCUUUUUCUUCCCAGUCAUUGCCCUCCCUGUGAACAGCCCUAUGAAUAAAGGGGACACCGAGGUAAUGAAGUGCAUCGUUGAGGUCAUCUCUGACACACUUUCCAAGCCCAGCCCCACGCCUGUCAGUCAGGAGUGUUUCGAGACGCUCCGAGGAGAUGAACGGAUCCUCUCAAUCCUGCGACAUCAGAAUUUGCUGAAAGAGCUCCAAGAUCUCGCUCUCCAAGGAGCCAAGGAGAGGGCACAUCAAGAGAAGAAACACCGCGAUUAUGAGGAGGAACUCUCAGAGGUUCUUGAGAAGCAGAACGACCAGGCCGAGCUGAAGGCGGAGACAGAAGAGGCAUCCUCCAAGGAAGCUGCAGAAAAAAGGGGAGAUUCUGAAGAGAUGAAGAAGAAUGGUGAAGACACAGAUGGAGCCAGACCUUACGCCUCGUCGGAGCUUAGGCAGGGGUCCGAGGUUGAGGAGGACAACCAGGCCCCAGAGAAGGAGGAGGCCACUGACAGCCACCCUCUAGCCAGCCUCCCCAACCAGAAACACCCAGGCCCACAGGCUGAGGAGGACAACGAGGGCCCCUCCCAGGGUCCAGUGGACAGAGAGAAGGACCUGAGUGCAGAGCAAGGACAGCAGGCAAAAAGAGAAGAGGAGGAGGAGGAGGCGGCGGCAGAGGCUGGAGAGAAAGCUGUGCCAGAGGAAGAAGGCCCCACCGCAGCAUUUAACCCCCACCCGAGCCUCAGCUACAAGGAGAUCCAGAGGGGCUGGCCCGAGUCUCUGGCCGCAGAUGGAGCCGCGAAGACUGGGGCUAAGGAGGCUCAGCCCCACGAGGGAAAGGGGGAGCAGGAGCACUCCCAGCAGGAGGAGGAGGAGGAGGAGGAGGAGGAGAUGGCAGGGGCCCCUCAAGGCCUCUUUCGGGGCGGGAAGAGCAGGGAGCCCGAGCAAGAGGAGGAGGAGGAGCGGCUCUCCAAGGAGUGGGAGGAUGCCAAGCGAUGGAGCAAGAUGGACCAGCUGGCCAAGGAGCUUACGGCCGAGAAGCGGCUGGAGGGAGAAGAGGAGGAGGAAGACCCUGACCGCUCCAUGAAGCUCUCCUUCCGGGCCCGGGCCUAUGGCUUCAGGGGUCCUGGGCUGCAGCUGCGACGAGGCUGGAGGCCAUCCUCCCGGGAGGACAGCAUCGAGGCCGGCCUGCCCCUCCAGGUGCGCGGCUACCCGGAGGAGAAGAAAGAGGAAGAGGGCAGCGCCAACCGCAGGCCAGAGGACCAGGAGCUGGAGAGCCUGUCAGCCAUCGAGGCGGAGCUGGAGAAGGUGGCCCACCAGCUGCAGGAGCUGCGGCGGGGCUGAGGCGCCAGCCGGCCCCACCAGCCAGGGCUCCGAGGCAGCUGAUGGUCCUGGCUCUCUUGUCCCCUUUGCAGAUCCUGGCCAGACGGCCUGAGCGCUGCUUCCGGUAGGGAGGUGGCCCCCAGCCUGCUCAAGCCCAGGCCACCCUGUUGCCCCCAUGCUCCCUUCCCCCUGCUCCUGCCCCCUGCCCCAGUGUGCCCCUCUGCAGGGCGGACCCUUGACUUUAAACGAAUAUCCUCUUUCUGAAUAUGGGCAGCUUUCUUGAAGUUUCCUUUCCACCAUUAGAGCCAGUGGGCACAACUGCAAUAACUUCUGACCUUUUGGUGAAAGCUGAGAACUCAUGACUAUAACAUACUCUGUUCAAAAUUUAUCCAAGGAAAAAUAAAUCUGCUCUGGGCUCUUUCCUGUUUCUUUGAAA